Messenger RNA from Chara braunii, 2945 nucleotides. The record is from the annotation of a GenBank genome assembly. NCBI's taxonomy places the organism in Eukaryota, Viridiplantae, Streptophyta, Charophyceae, Charales, Characeae.
UCGCGGCAUCAUUCCACUAGCGACACCGAGGUGGUGGAUCAAACGCAUGACGUGGGGAAUGCGGGAAGAACUUCGACAAUGCGACGACGCCACGGAUUACUACUUCAACGAGAAGCAGUACAGCGUCGAGGAGCAGCAGAGGGACCACCAGAAGCAGCACAGCGACGAGGAGCAGCAGAGGGAGCCUGCGGUACAGGUUGAGGUCGCAAUGACGGUGGGAACUGCCGUAACGUUGAAUAUUGGUGGAGCUGCAACAGCAAACAGUGGUAACGGUGGCGAGCAGCAACAGGUAGUGAUGAUGGCUAUGGUGAACGGCGGCAGCAUCCGGUGCUACUUGGUGCCCUGCAGUUACGAGGUAGUGUUCACAAAGAACGACACAGACGUGAGAAAGUACAUGCGGAAGGAGUUAGACAAAUAUUUACAGGGUCGCGAGUCGAGUAUGGAGUCCGAGCCUAGGUGUGGAGAUUGGUACUAUGAAGAGGGGUUGGACGGUCGGAGCCGAAAACAGGAGUUAAGAUGGCAUGGUGGACCGCCUCUAGGACCGCUGGGUCCGAAGUGGAGAGGCCCUAGCGGUGAGGACGCAAGGGAUGGAUAUGCGCUCGAACCAAGUUGGGAUCGUAAUGCAGUUGAUGACCGAUGGAACUUCCAUUGGGGGGAGUUGAGAGACAGACGGUGGAGAAGUCCCCGUCCGACCCCGCCAGGGUCACCGUAUGAGGUCGGUAGAUCGUCUGGGAUGAGCUGUCAGAGCUUGCGGGUCCAAGCAAUGCCACCACGAGUACCACAUCGAUUGCACCUGAGAGGAAGUCCCAUCAUGAGCAGACCCCUAAGAGAACCUCCCUAUUUGGGUGCCUUACAGGGGGGAUGCACUGACGAGAGAAGUUUCGGUGAGAGGCGGGAGGUGAGCGUCAGUGAAUGCCUAUCCUGUAUUGCGAUUGAGGGCGGAGGCUCCCCUUGCCUUGAGUUUAGGGAGACAGUAACUAACCCCUAUCUCAAGGACGAGACUCCAAUAUGUGGCAGUGAGAGCUUCUCAAUAAACACAGCCAGGACGGAUGUUCCCAGCGAUUUAGAUCGCUCGGCACAAGAUACGAAAAAGAUAACCUUGGAGGAGGGCAGGUUCGGAGUUUAUGGGGUCCGGUUCGAGGAGCUGCCCUUGUCCGCGUUAGGUCCUAAGGAUGGAGAGACAGAGGAGGGAAAUUUUGGAAAAACGUGCUCUCCUGGAAUGAUGUGCAAGAGUCGUCGCGGUUGUGAGUCAACUGCAAGGGUAGUGAUAGAGGAUGUGAGGGUUGAGAACCCCAGGUUGUCCCUAGACGAAGACUGGGCUGAUGAGUUGAUCAAUAGGGGAGUGAGACGAUACAAGGUUGGAGUUACCUAUGAUGAGAUGAAGACGAGUGGCCCGAUGUGCGGGGGUCUGAUGAGUCCAGUCGAAUCGAAUCCGGCUGAAAUGGAAGCUUUGGAAUACAGCGGAAAGUUAGUGAGCGAUUUACCGAUGGGGCCUCAAGUCGUCCUCGAGAAGGGCAAGCCAUUUCAAAAAGAGGUCAAAGUAGAGACCAAUGUAAAAACCAUUGUGAGGGGAGGAUUUUACUUGGCGAAGGAACUGGUCAUAUCAUCAUUUGGAGCAGUGUGUCUGGGAGUAGCGAUUGGCAUUUGGAGGCGGGUCGCUGUCACUCUGUGCCGCGUACGACUGUACUCACCAGGGAUGGGUGUGCAGUUCAGUUGAUCGUUUUGAUCUGUCGUGUGGGCCGUGAUCCGUGUCCUUGAGUCUGGCGGUGCUGGAACCUUGACACUGGUGAUGGCAGGGGCAAUGUCCGGUUUCAGUACCCGUGGUGCGCGGGCCGUGGUCCAUUCCAAAAACAGUGCUAGAGUGAUGCUGUCGAGAUUGACAGCGACAAAGGGGAAAGGUUUCAAUGCCGCCUCAUUCAGCGGUUGUGGCUCUUCGCUCUUUUCGACUUCCAUCACCUCUUCCUCCCCCAUCUCUGGUGCCGUCUCUCGGUCGCAAUCGUCCCGACUGACCUCUUCUUUGUGUCCUUCGUCGUCUUCCACCUCUUCUCCUUCUUCUUGCCGUUUAUCCUCGUCCUUUACACCCCCACUUGCUCGCUCCUCCACGUCGGCUUGUUCGUCGUCUUCAUCCUCUUCUUCAUUAUCAUCUGUAUCUCGCACGUCAUCGCCCUCUAGUAUGUGCACAACUUCGCCGGCACGUUCUUCCCCCAAUGCUGCUUCGACUAGGCGACAACCAGCUUCGGUCAGGCCGAGGACUGGCUGCGAGUCUGAGAAACCGGUUGGUCACAGAUGGCGUACAACCGAUCCAAUGAGUUCCCGCUCUCUUCUCCCUCGGUAUGCAGCUCUGGCCGCUGCUCAACUUCUGCACAGGCUGAGUGUUAGCGAAACUGGAUGCCUUUCUUUCAUUCAAGAUGACGACGGUACAUAACUAUGUCCACUUGUUUCUAAAUGAAACAUGGAAGACUAGAAAAUUAGGCUAUUGGAGCAUUUUUUGGGUCAAUGUGGAAUGGCUACUGACAUCUCUGAGAUAUAUCGCGAGGAGGCAAUUGAAGUUUCUUUAUCCCUCAGGCAAAGUGCGAACAUAACAAUUCUUUGGGUUUUCAGAUAACAGGACGUAAUAACAGAAAAAAGAACUCGUCUUUGUGAAGGUUCUAGUCUCGAGGUAGACGACAUGGUUUUGUCCUUCUUCAGAUAUUGUUCACUACCGUGUACUUGGUUGUUACCGUACUUGGUUGUUACCGUACUUGGUUGUUACCGUGUACUCGGUUGUUACCGUGUACUVGGUUGUUACCGUGUACUCGGUUGUUACCGUGUACUUGGUUGUUACCGUGUACUUGGUUGUUACCGUACUUGGUUGUUACCGUGUUAGCCAUCACUGUUGAUCCAUGGCUGACUGAAAGCUUGCCGUCGGGUUGAUUGGUGAUGUGGAAUAAAUGAUGCCAGGCUUC